Pipistrellus kuhlii (Kuhl's pipistrelle) is the source of this 1050-nucleotide messenger RNA. RefSeq names its product olfactory receptor 52M1. Bases 1 to 954 code for a protein of 317 amino acids. The record is from RefSeq and is a predicted model, not a curated record. Gene Ontology annotation, molecular function: G protein-coupled receptor activity; olfactory receptor activity. The transcript has a single exon. NCBI's taxonomy places the organism in Eukaryota, Metazoa, Chordata, Mammalia, Chiroptera, Vespertilionidae. Gene Ontology annotation, cellular component: membrane. Gene Ontology annotation, biological process: G protein-coupled receptor signaling pathway.
AUGCUCACUUUUCAUAAUGUCUGCUCGGUACCCAGCUCCUUCCAGCUCACUGGCAUCCCAGGGCUGGAGUCCCUGCACAUCUGGCUCUCCAUCCCCUUUGGCUCCAUGUACCUGGUGGCUGUGGUGGGGAAUAUCACCAUUCUGGCUGUGGUAAGAGUAGAGCGCAGCCUGCACCAGCCCAUGUACUUCUUCCUGUGCAUGCUGGCUGUCAUUGACCUGGUUCUCUCCACUUCCACCAUGCCCAAACUGCUGGGAAUCUUCUGGUUUGGUGCUGGUGACAUUGGCCUGGAUGCCUGCUUGACCCAAAUGUUCCUUAUUCACUGCUUUGCCACGGUCGAGUCAGGCAUUUUUGUUGCUAUGGCUUUUGACCGCUACGUAGCCAUCUGUGACCCACUGCAUCAUACCACAGUGCUCACUCAUAUUAUGGUGGGACGUUUGGGACUGGCUGCCCUCCUCCGGGGUAUACUCUACAUUGGACCUCUGCCUAUGAUGAUUCGCUUGCAGCUGCCCCUGUACAAAGCCCGCGUCAUCAUGCACUCCUACUGUGAGCACAUGGCUGUGGUCACCUUGGCGUGUGGUGACAGCAGGAUCAAUAAUGUCUAUGGGCUGGGCAUUGGCUUUCUGGUGCUGAUCCUGGACUCAGUGGCCAUUGCUACCUCCUAUGUGAUGAUUUUCAGAGCUGUGAUGGGGCUGGCCACCCCUGAGGCCAGGCUUAAAACCCUGGGGACAUGUGGUUCCCACAUCUGUGCAAUUCUGGUCUUUUAUGUUCCCAUUGCCGUUUCCUCCCUCAUUCAUCGAUUUGGUCACCAGGUGCCUCCUCCAGUCCACACUCUGUUGGCCAACUUCUAUCUCCUCAUUCCUCCAAUCCUCAAUCCCAUUGUCUAUGCUGUCCGCACUAAGCAGAUCCGAGAGCGGCUUCUUCAAAUCCUGAAGAUACAAACUAUGAUCAGAUGACUACCCCUUUCCCCUCUCUCAAAUAAGUGCAUGUGUUUAAAUAUGGGCAGCCUUCCAAAUGGGAACUUCAAGAAGUCUGAAAUGCUAAGCCCAGUG